This is a messenger RNA of Guillardia theta CCMP2712, 1299 nucleotides long. RefSeq lists its product as hypothetical. The record is from RefSeq and is a predicted model, not a curated record. The transcript has 9 exons. NCBI's taxonomy places the organism in Eukaryota, Cryptophyceae, Pyrenomonadales, Geminigeraceae. Bases 126 to 1145 code for a protein of 339 amino acids.
AGGUUUCGAAGAUUCGUGACACAUUUGCUUGCUUGAGAGAAAAACAAUUGAUUUUUAUCUGUGAACUUUAUAAUUUGGCAGCAAGUGGGUGCAUUUUGUCAUUAGGACUCAUCCGCUGAAAUUUGAUGGUGAUUCGGAGAAAAGAUGAAACCAGGAGCCACCUUCAUGACCAGAUCUUGAAGGCCUACGAGCACGAGACCACCCCUGAGUCUUGCGCCCAAGCUAUCUUCGAAUCGUUCUUGGACGAAUGUCGACCGAAGCCGUCUCUGUCCAUGGUACCAACCGAGGCAUACAAGAAUGGAAGACCAAACAAGGGGUUUCAAGCCUUAGUUGCAGUCUCAAAUGAGACCUACAAUUCUGAGGAGUGGCACAGCGCACUCAAGAGCAAUAUCACAUGCUGGGGGCGAGUGUAUGUUGGACCACAUGCAAAGAAGGUGUGGUUGGAGUAUGUGAAGGGAAACACAAAGAGGAAGUUGAAAGUGCAAACGGACAAGAGCAGCGCUCGAGUUCCGUUGUCGGAUGAUGGGGGAGAAAAAGCAACCCCGGACGAGGGUGAUAUGCCAGUGAAGGAUAUUGUCACGGAGGAGAAGGAGGAAGAGGACAUUCCAAUCCCUAUUGGGAUGAAAGGAAAUAUCUUUCUCUUUGGCUGCGUCCCCUGCAAGUGGGAGACCUCCUUCGGAGUGGACAACACAGGCAACGAACAGCACAACCCUAGCCCGAGGGUUCUUUUCAACCUGCUCCCCAUCGGGCCCGACUUCAAAUCCGUUCGCAUGCUGCUUGGAGCCAACCUGCAUUCCAAUCCUGCGACAUGCCUGAUGAACUUGGCACUGGAACUUGACAAAAGUCUCACCGGACAAGGGGCGUUCAGAAAAUUGGCUGUUGAGACCAAUGCGUAUGGAAUCUUCGGCUUUCAAGACGAGCAAGUCGUUUGCUUCUUGAGGAAGCAUUUUGCACCAUAUUUAGUCGAAACUGUCAAAGUCUCUGAAUUUCUGAGUCAGCGGCGAAAGGCAGAAGCUCUCAAAAUGAACAAGAAGGUCAGGGUUCCCAGGUCCUCCUCGGAUCACUACUUCUUCGACAGGGCAUGCCGACUCUCCAUCCAUGUCUACCGAUGGCAACACAAGUCUCCAGAGGAUUCCGAAGCCUAGCCGCCCUGGGUCGUUUCCGGGCCUCCUGCUAGCUUCAUGCGGCGGCUCACCACUGACGAGGCUCUUGGUCGGCCGGCACUAAUCAGGAAGUUCUUUGCUCAAGUGACCCAAUCAUGGCAUGAAGAAGCCCCAGCGAAUAAACUCAGUCCAGCUC